UACUGCGAUACUGCUCGUUGCUCAUUGCGAGCGCACGUUCGAGCUUCGUUUUGCGGGAGCAGGGCUUUAUCCGACAUACUCAAUAUAAAGUAGCAGCAACAGCUACGAAUGAGCAGAACUGACCGAACGUCCUGUCCUCCCGCAUCACUCGAGACAGCAUCACCAAGAUGGCAUCUACCACCGGCACCUCCAACGCCGUCGCGGGACUUGUCGGCGUCCUCGAAGGGAUGCUGGACAAGUCGUACGGCGUGCCAGCCGUGAGCCUUCUGGGAAGGAUUAUCGCAUCUAGCAUCGUCCUUGUGAACACCGUUUCGAAACUGCAUGACCGACCGCGCAGCACUCACCUCGCGGAUCGGGUGGUAGACUUGGUGAGGCAUGUCAAGGAGAGCGUGACGUCCGACCCGGAUGCCGCAGACAGUGACAUCGUGCAAGCGGAUCUUGCUGCCCUCGACUCAACGUUACAGCACAUCGAGCGUGGAAUCUCCGAAGAACUAUCGGGCAAGAACUGGAUGUGGAAGCUGAGAAACCUCCUGCCCCGCGCCAGACUCGGAAGUCAGCUCGAGAAACAUCUCGAGACGCUGGACAGUGCGAAGAAGGCUUACGAUGUGAGUCAAGGGCAAAUGCCGAUAUAGAUGUCCCACUGCUGAGCUGACAGCACUAGAUCGACAAGCUCAUCGUGCGCCGACAGAGUUUGGAACGCCAGCGUUAUGGGCGUUCGAGCGCGGUGCAAAUCCACAGCGAUACGAGCUCGAUGCAGCUCAGGGUCACGGCGCACAAGAGCUGGCUGCGGCAACGCGAGGUAUCGGCUCAGUUCGACAGC
Molecule: messenger RNA, 820 nt
Organism: Laetiporus sulphureus 93-53
Lineage: Eukaryota; Fungi; Basidiomycota; Agaricomycetes; Polyporales; Laetiporaceae
Exons: 3
Coding region: 168-632 (154 amino acids)
Source: RefSeq, a predicted model, not a curated record